AUGGCAGCCCGAGCAGCUAACGCGGUCUCGAUCCAUAGAAAAUUACUGUGCCUUUUCUCCUCCUACUAUGCUGCAGCUCUGAACGGGAACUUUCUUGAGGCAAACAAGGAUCGCUUUGAGGUAGACCUGUCAGGAGAGCACCUCCGAGCUUUUGCAGUCUGGAUCUACACUGGAAGCUUGGGUCGCAUGUCCGAUGACUACGACGGCAUGUGCUGCUUGACCAGCCUAUACCUGUUUGCCGACCAAGUGAAUAUCCUCGCACUGCGUCGCCGUACCAUCAGCUUAUUCGCAAAAAGCUUUCCAACCUAUGACUUGGUCAAAAUCAUUCUUAUGAAUGUCACCCCAGGGUCGCCACUACACAGACACGUACUGGAUCGCUAUAUUUUGCACUGGACACCCUCAGAGGACGAAGAUGACCCAUUUCUACUAGACAGCAAGAGGGAUCCCGAUCAUAUCUUGGCCAACUUCAUGUAUCAGGUCAUGAAAGGUCUUGCGGUGCGUCAACCCAAGGCCAGAUCUUGUGGACAGCGCAAAGGCUUGAAACCGCCAGCCUGGUUGGAUUGA
Molecule: messenger RNA, 564 nt
Organism: Aureobasidium uvarum
Lineage: Eukaryota; Fungi; Ascomycota; Dothideomycetes; Dothideales; Saccotheciaceae
Source: the annotation of a GenBank genome assembly